Molecule: messenger RNA, 2080 nt
Organism: Mustela erminea (ermine)
Lineage: Eukaryota; Metazoa; Chordata; Mammalia; Carnivora; Mustelidae
Gene: ADAMDEC1
Product: ADAM like decysin 1
Exons: 14
Coding region: 23-1435 (470 amino acids)
Biological process (GO): proteolysis
Molecular function (GO): metalloendopeptidase activity
Source: RefSeq, a predicted model, not a curated record
GACUUCUAGAGAGACCAGUUUCAUGCUGUGUGGGACUUCUCAGCUAUCUGCAGCAGGCAACAUGUCUUUGGCACUACUCUCUGUCCUCUGGCUCAUCAUUCAAACUCAAGCAAUAGCCAUAAAUCAAACAUCUGAAUUAGAGCUCUAUGAAGUAGUUCAUCCUAAAAAACUACACAUUUUACACAAAAGGGAAAUACAGAACAACCAAACAGAGAAUGGCAAAGAGGAAAGAUAUGAACCUGAACUUCAGUAUCAGAUAACAUUAAAUGGAGAAGAAGUUGUUCUUCACCUGCAAAAAAGCAAGCACAUCCUAAGGCCAGACUACACUGAAACAUAUUACUCACCCAGAGGAGAGGAAAUCACUACAGACCCUCAGAACAUGGAACAUUGCUUCUAUAAAGGACACAUACUAAAUGAAAAGCGUUCUGUUGCCAGCAUCAAUACUUGUAAUGGGUUGAGGGGAUAUUUUACACACCAUGACCAAAGAUACAUGAUAAAGCCUCUGAAAAGCACAGACCAAGAAGAACAUGCUGUCUUCACGUAUAACCAGGAGGAGCCAGACCUGGCUAAUUAUACUUGUGGUGUAAGAAGUGUUGGCAGGAAACAAGGCCAUAUUCGAACCUCCAGGUCACUCAAUAGCCCAGAAGAAAAAAACUAUCUUCAGGCUGAGAAAUACAUUGAUCUCUUGUUGGUGCUGGAUAAUGCCUUUUAUAACAUGCAUAAGGGGAAUCUAACUCUGAUAAGAAGCUUUGUGUUUGAUGUGAUGAACCUACUCAAUGUGAUUUAUAAUACCAUAGAUGUUCAAGUGGCAUUGGUAGGUAUGGAAAUCUGGUCAGAUGGUGAUAAGAUCAAGAUAGUACCCAACAUUGGUGAUACCUUUAACAACUUUCUGAAUUGGCAUCGUUCUAACCUGGGGAAAAUGAAGAGACACGACCAUGCACAGUUACUCAGUGGAAUUGGCUUCAGAAAUGGACGUGUAGGAAUGGCAGCCUCGAAUUCCUUGUGUUCCUCAGCUUCUGUUGCUGUCAUUGAGGCUAGCAAAAAGAAUAAUGUGGCUCUUGUAGGAGUCAUGUCACAUGAGUUGGGUCAUGUCCUUGGUAUGCCUGAUGUUCCAUAUUAUACCAAGUGUCCGUCAGGGAGUUGUGUGAUGAAUGAAUAUCUGAGUUCAAAAUUCCCAAAGGACUUCAGUGUAUCCUGCCGUUCACAUUUUGAGAAAUACAUUUUAUCGCAAAAACCAAAGUGCCUCCUGCAAGCACCAACUCCUAAAGAUGUGAUAACAAACUCAGUGUGCGGGAACAAACUUCUGGAAGCAGGAGAAGACUGUGAUUGUGGUUCUCCUAAGGAAUGUUCCAAUCCUUGCUGUGAGGCUGUGACAUGUACAUUAAAACCUGAAGCUGAUUGUAAAGGAGACCCUCUGAACGAUAUCACACAAUGAAUAAAAAAAUCCACUAGGACAAGAAUCAAGAAAUCUAAGCAUACCAGGAAUCUUGUACUUAGACAUAUUUUGGUUUUCACUUGCAUGCAUUAUACUUCUGACAUUUUUAUCAGUCCAGCCAACAGGUAAACAUACUCAGUGAAAAUUGCCUGUUUUCUAAAGCCUGAUCCUUAAUGUAUUUUUAAGGAUGGUGAAGAUUGUUGCCUAGCUCUGCUCUUUGGAGAACAAAAGAAAUUAACCCUUGACCAAAACCCCUCACAUUAUGCAAGCUCAAGUCAGAACUGUAAAAUUGCAAGUGGCUUCUGUUUUUACCCCACCCUCAUUUUACUAGUAUAGCCCAUGACAAAAUAAGACCCUUUGAUAAGCAAAGCCUUUGAUGGAAGAAGGUAGAGCAGAAUUCAUGUGUCAUGGACUGAGCCUCAGUAUUCCACUCACCUCGCUCUUGGAAGUGUGGUAGUUGUCUGUAGCAUGUCAAGAUUAAUUAAACAUAAACGUUUUUCAUUUUGUCAUGUAUAGUCUUCUCACCAUCACAUAGUGUUAAUUUUGAGAAGUCUUCAUGCUCACAAUUUAGCUUAACGUUGAGGCAUGCUUCAUUUAUCUGUUGACUUAAUGUACCCCAUAAUGUCAAUGAGUAAAACUACAGCU